GUGACGGGAUGUUUUAAGUGGGCUACACGGAUGGUCGACAGCCGAGGUGUAAAAGCUGUAACUUUCUUUUACCGUUUCCAGCCGUGCUAUCGAAAUUUAAAACUUUAAAUUCGUUGCUGUGGGUUUUGUGGCGCCAGCGGCGGCGUUAUUUUGAAUUCAUGGACAAAGACAAGUGUAGCGAUAUUCAUGGUCAGUGCUCCUGGAUGGAGAUGCAUCAGUUCCUCGGUGACCUUAUCACAUCUGGAAACUCCUCAAAAAAUCCGCCAGAUGUGUUUAAUGCAGCAUGGGGCGUGGCAGGAGGUGGUGCUGCUGAUGGUGCUCUUGCGUUCAAAGCUACAUCGUUUGAGCCACUUAGACCUGUUCAGGAAAAGAUGGGUGCAGGGGCAUCACAGAGGGCGAGAGAGACCAGAGACCGGAGAGAAGCUUUAGAUCUGCAUCAUGCCUGCACCUGCCCUGGCUGUCCUUUCUCCAGUCUCCCUCCUUCAUUUGAGACCCUAACAUCCAGACAGCCUCUGUCCUUGCCGCCACACUCAGAGACCAUAUCCCACCCAAAAGAUCUCAGUAUUGCUGGUCCAGUGAGCCUUAGCAUGUGUUUACCAGAGUCCACCUUACCCAGCAGCACCACCACCACUACAUCUGAACUAGAGACGGGCCUGCCCAGCCGAUCACAGAACGAGGAUGUAGACAGAGGGACUCAGAGCCAGAACCAAAACUCUGAUGUGCCUCCUUCAAGAGCGUCUUUGUCCCAUCUUUCUAUGUUUCCCCACUUGUGUUGUCACCCCGGCCUGCAAACUUGUACCCAGACACUAGGCCGCCAGGAGGGCACAGACUCCCCGUUUUCUCACACCCACGCUCACCAUCACUUUCACCACCACCACUGCCCUUUAACGUCCUGUUUACCCUGCCCCCAGCUCGCCCACUCGCACUCUGCUCGGCUCUCUGGCGCGUUUCCAUGCUUGUCUUGCCCUCACUCCUUUCAUGCCUGUAAUCAGGUGUGCCACCGUCAGCACAGGCAAGCACAGCAGCAGGAGGAGAGGGUUAGGACGUCUACAACCUUGCUGUCGUCACUGCAUCCCUGCAUGCACUGCUCCGCCUCAUUUUCUAGACCGUCCCAGCUGCUACAACACCAGCGCUCCGAGCACGCUCACAAACCAGCCGGGUUCAUUUGCACAGAGUGCGGCAGGGCCUUCAAUUCACACAGCAACCUCCGCAUACACCUCAAUGUGCACACUGGUGCACGGCCCUACUCCUGCUCCGACUGUGGGAAAAGUUUCAGCCAGUCUGGAGCGCUGAAGAUCCACAGGCGGAUUCACACGGGUGAAAAGCCAUAUUCAUGUGGCUUCUGUGGCAGAGGUUUCCCCCAUCUGGCAGGGGUGCGUGCCCACCAGAGGACGCACACAGGAGAGAAGCCCUACCGCUGCAACCAGUGUGGCAAGUGUUUCACCCAGUCCGGAGCGCUAAAGAUCCACACUCGCAUCCACACUGGAGAGAGACCCUUUAUCUGCAGCAUCUGUGGCAAGGGCUUUUCCAACCGCUCCGGGAUCCGUUUCCACUACCGCACAGUCCACGGGCUGGCUCCUGAGGUCACAGGGGAGACUGGAGGCGUGUACCGAGGACCCACAGGUCGUGCUUGUCAGCCCGGGCGCCCCAGAACGACACCUCCAACCGGCGCUGCGUUAAAUGCACCCAACAGUCCAGGUAUCGACUCACACGCAAUUCUGAAUACUCGGGAUUCCUCAGAUUUAAUUGCUUCUCAUCCCGCCUCUACACCGAUCAGUGGGAACGAGGGCAAAGCUCAGCCAGAAGGAGCAAGAGAGGGGCUGCCGUAUGCAUGCGAAGACUGCGGCCUGCGCUUUAAAGACGCACUGUCCAGGAACAGACACCAGUCUCUGGUGCAUUACUCCCACGAGGGAAGAGAGGAGGAGGGGCAGAGGGAAGAGUUCAGCACAGAUGCUGAAAGUGAAAGAGAGUAAAUUACUGCGGCUGGUAGAUUAUAACAGACUGAACAUCUUAUGGAAUCUGUUCUUUAAGCAAAACUGCUUUCAAAUUGGAAAUUCAGUAAUAUUGCACUCCUUUUUAAGUGUUUUUCUGAUAUUUCACACUAAGAUUGUGCUGAAACUCAACACUAAACCUUUUCUAUUUAAACACAACCACAGUUUACUUUUAGAAUUCAUGUAUUUUUUUUUUCUACUCUCCAUCAGCUUUUCAGUCCUGAUGUAUGUGAGUAAGUGUCGUGUAUGUAAAGAUUUACCCCAUUUUAGCAGUCCUUUAUAUAUCCAGGUAAAGAAAAUAAAAAUCUAAUUUCCAAGAGAGCCUGAUGUCCAUCCAUCACACACACCAAACCAACUGGUUGCUAACACAUCUGUGUAAUUGUGCCUU
Molecule: messenger RNA, 2379 nt
Organism: Pundamilia nyererei
Lineage: Eukaryota; Metazoa; Chordata; Actinopteri; Cichliformes; Cichlidae
Product: zinc finger protein 135
Exons: 3
Coding region: 159-1973 (604 amino acids)
Biological process (GO): embryo development; regulation of transcription by RNA polymerase II
Cellular component (GO): nucleus
Molecular function (GO): RNA polymerase II transcription regulatory region sequence-specific DNA binding; DNA-binding transcription factor activity, RNA polymerase II-specific
Source: RefSeq, a predicted model, not a curated record